Messenger RNA from Anguilla rostrata (American eel), 1963 nucleotides. It is a transcript of the gene npy2rl, whose product is annotated as neuropeptide Y receptor Y2, like. Bases 27 to 1142 code for a protein of 371 amino acids. Gene Ontology annotation, biological process: G protein-coupled receptor signaling pathway. Gene Ontology annotation, cellular component: plasma membrane; neuron projection. The record is from RefSeq and is a predicted model, not a curated record. The transcript has a single exon. Gene Ontology annotation, molecular function: neuropeptide binding; neuropeptide Y receptor activity. NCBI's taxonomy places the organism in Eukaryota, Metazoa, Chordata, Actinopteri, Anguilliformes, Anguillidae.
CUGUGUCUGGUGAGGAACUGUAACCAAUGGAUUCCAGAAGCCGAGCAAACGCUACGCCGGAGGAGCUCUCCCGUUUGGGCAUGGAUCUCACCACGGCCUCCAUCGUGCACGGCGAUAAUUCUCUCUUAGGGCUCGAGGACAGCACCAAACUAUUUGGAGUGCAAGUGGUUCUCAUCCUGGCCUACAGCACAAUCAUUUUGCUCGGCGUCAUUGGAAACUCUCUGGUGAUUUAUGUCGUGUGUAAGUUUAAGACUCUGCGUACGGUCACCAACUUCUUCAUCGCGAACCUGGCGGUGGCCGACUUGCUGGUGAAUACCCUGUGCUUGCCGUUCACGCUGAUCUACACUCUGCUGGGGGAGUGGAAGUUCGGGCAGGUCCUGUGCUUCCUGCUCCCCUAUGCCCAGGGCCUGGCGGUGCACAUUUCCACGGUGACGCUGACCGUCAUCGCCCUGGACCGACACCGCUGCAUCGUCUACCACUUGGAGACGAAGAUGUCCAAGGACAUGUGCUUUUUGGUCAUCGGGAUAACCUGGACCAUCAGCGCCGUGCUAGCCAGCCCGCUAGCCAUCUUCAGAGAGUACGGGCGGGUCGACUUCACGCCCGAGCAGUCGAUCCAGGUGUGCACGGAGAAGUGGCCGGGGAGCAGCCGGGACGGCACCGUCUACAGCAUCUCCAUGCUCCUCCUCCAGUACGUGCUGCCCCUGUCCAUCAUCUCCUUCGCCUAUGUCAGGAUCUGGAGCAAGCUGAAGAACCACGUGAGCCCGGGGGGCCGCAGCGACCGCCACCACCGGAGGAGGAAGACCACCAAGAUGCUGGUCACCAUGGUGGUGCUGUUCGCCGUGAGCUGGCUGCCCUUCCACGCCUUCCAGCUGGCCAUCGACAUCGACAGCAGCGUGCUGGACAUGAAGGACUUCAAGCUGCUCUACACCGUGUUCCACGUCGUGGCCAUGUGCUCCACCUUCGCCAACCCCAUCCUGUACGGCUGGAUGAACAACAACUACAGGACCGCCUUCCUGGCCGUGUUCAAAUGCGAGCAGAGGUUGGACUGCGUCCACCCCGAAGCUCGCGUACGAGUCCGGACCAAAAAGACGCUGGAGACAGCGGACAUUGUCAGCCCGCACUUAAAUGCCACGGAUGUCUGAGUUUGUGGUUUGAAAAAAAACAUAGGUAAUGUAUAUUUGUACCCAUUAGCACAUAAGUGUGUACUCUUGCGUAGGGUAUUGUGGUGUUUUCAAACCGGUUUCUUAUUGGUCGAUUACCUCGGCCAGCUCUGUGAAUUGUAAUGUGUCGUGGAUUCUUUUACUGUGUUGUACUCAACGAUUUUCAAAAAUCAUACAAAAGGGCAUCCUGUCAAAAGUGAAAGCAUUACUACGGGCAUGAUUUUUGUAUUUUGGGGUAGAUCCAUGUGAAACACAGAAUCACACCUAUACCAUUUCUUUGUGAGCCGAUUGAUGAUUUAAACUACUGAUGAUUUUGAAACACCAGCAGACAUUGUUGGCACGCAGGACAUGAGUUUGAUAUUUCUGGUUUGGGCCAUAAGUUUACAAAGGAAAUUUUAAUCAAGAAAAGUGACAUUUAUAGCUUAACAUCACAACAAAUAUGAAAUUGGAACAUGUUGAGCUUCAGUGAUGGGUGAUAAAUAUUUUAGAUAUAAGAUAACUCAUAAACCAUUUACAUAAGAUUGAAUUUAUGUGUCUCAUUGAAAACAAACUUAGAACAAGUUGAAUAUUAAUCACAAUUGAUCUGAAUGGCCAAGUACACAUUAGAAAAGAACUGCCAGGUCUACCAUAUUAAAUGGAAUAUUGCUCUUGUGAAAGUAUUAGAGGCAGCCUGUUGCCACCUACUGGAUCAUAACCAAUUCUAAUAUAGGCAUUAUUCAGUUGCACAAAUUUCCACAUCAGUGCAUGCUAAUGCAUCUACAUUCAGUAUAUUAAUUCCUUCAUAGCAUACAUUUUAUGUAAUU